AUGAGGUUCAUCCUGCCUGGUUUGAUCGCUGUCACCCUUGCAAUUGCUCGUCGCUUUGACAGGGAGAAGGUGCUACAGGUGGAGCCCCAGGAUGAAAAACAAGCAAACAUCAUAAAGGACUUGGCCAAAACCAACCAGCUUGACUUCUGGUAUCCAGACAUCACCCACCAUGUAGCUGCUAACAUGACAGUAGAUUUCAGAAUUAGUGAAAAGGAAUUCCAGUCCAUUCAGGCUGCCUUGGAUCCAAAUAGAAUGCACUAUGAAAUCUUGAUUCACGAUGUACAAGAAGAGGUUGAGAAACAGUUUGAUGUCAAAGAAGAUAUCCCAGGUAGGCACAGCUAUGCAAAAUACAAUAACUGGGACAGGACUGUUGCUUGGACUGAAAGAACGGUACAUAAGCAUCCUAAAAUGGUCUCUCGAAUUAAAAUUGGAACUACUGUUGAAGAUAAUCCACUGUAUGUUCUCAAGAUUGGGGAAAAGGAUGAAAGAAGAAAGGCUAUUUUUAUGGAUUGUGGCAUUCCUGCACGAGAAUGGAUCUCCCCAGCAUUCUGCCCGUGGUUUGUCUAUCAGGCAACCAAAACUUAUGGUAAAAACAAAAUUAUGACCAAACUCCUGGACCGAAUGAAUUUUUAUGUUCUUCCUGUGUUCAAUGUUGAUGGAUAUAUUUAGUCAUGGAGAUAGGACCGCAUGUGGAGAAAAAAUCGUUCCAAGAACCAACGUUCCGAAUGCAUUGGAACUGACCUCAACAGGAACUUUAAUGUCUCAUGGAACUCUUUCCCUCACACCAAGGUCCCAUGUCAGGAGAUCUAUCGGGGCCCUGCACCAGAGUCUGAGAAAGAGACCAAAGCUGUCACUGACUUCAUUCGAAGCCACCGAAAAUCAAUCAAGGCUUACCUUACCUUCCAUCCCUACUCCCAGAAGCUAUUGUUUCCCUACGGAUAUAUAUCAGAACUGCCACCUAACCACGAGGAACUGGCCAAAGUUGCAAAGAUUGGCACUAAUGUCCUAUCAACUCAGACUGAGGGGAAAAGGCACACAGAGACCAACUAUUGCCUCAAGGACCCUGCACAAGCCCCACCCAUGGAGUCCCCCCUGCCUUCUAUCCCAGGACUGGACAUGACUCUUCCAUUCCGCCAAGGCUGGACAUGUGACCGUACUCACCUGACUGCUCCAGCCCAGACAGCUCUGCAAUACCCGACAUCAGGUUCUUCUUUAGACUGGGCUUACAACGUGGGCAUCAAACACACAUUUGCCUUUGAGCUCCGAGAUAAAGGCAAAUUUGGUUUUCUCCGUCCAGGGUCUCAGAUAAAGUCAACUUGUAAAGAGACCAUGCUAGCUGUCAAGUUUAUUGUCAAGUAUAUCCUCAAGCAUACUUCCUAA
Mesoplodon densirostris (Blainville's beaked whale) is the source of this 1380-nucleotide messenger RNA. RefSeq names its product carboxypeptidase A3 (gene CPA3). The record is from RefSeq and is a predicted model, not a curated record. Gene Ontology annotation, biological process: proteolysis. Gene Ontology annotation, molecular function: metallocarboxypeptidase activity; zinc ion binding. Lineage: Eukaryota; Metazoa; Chordata; Mammalia; Artiodactyla; Ziphiidae.